CGGCCCCCCGCCCCCCCCCGCCUCCCCGGCCACCGCCACAUAAUCCGCGGCCAACUCUGCCGGCAGCAGGAGACGGUUCAUGGCUCACGCCGCGGCUCCACCAUCUUCCAGGCUGCCGGGGCUGUUGCUGACGGUUAAUCAACAGAUAUACAGAUCAGCUCUCAAAAUGUCUUCUGUGUCUUCCGUGCAUCUUCUAAGACAAUUGCAUUAGCCCGCCUGCUAGUUGACUAAUAGAAUUAAUAAUUGUAAAAAGCACUCUAAAGCCACAUGCCUUAUGAAGUCAAUGCUGGGUAUGAUUUUACAAAUAUGGUCCGGAAAAAGAACCCCCCUCUAAGAAACGUUGCUAGUGAAGGUGAGGUACAGACCAUUGAGUCUACAGGUACUGAAAGUGAAGAGUCUGGAAGGAAAAAGGAAUUUUCCACAGAGCAGAUGCAAGAAAAUACUGACCAGGGUGAUGCAGCAGAGUUAAAUAACAAGGAGGAACUUUGCACGCAUGUCCAAGAGCCAUCUUCCAGCACUAAAAAGGACUUGAAAAGCUCAGUGCUGAGUGAAAAGGCUGGCUUCAAUUAUGAAAGCCACAAUAAGGGAGGAAAUGUUCCAUCCUUCCCUCAUGAUGAGGUGACAGACAGAAAUAUGCUGGCUUUCUCAUCUCCAGCUGUUGGGGGAAUCUGUGAGCCCUUGAAGUCUCCUCAAAAAUCAGAUGCAGAUGACACCCAAGAUGUGGUCUGUACCCCGUCAGGAGAUGCAGCGGAGACAAAUGAGGAGCAUCAGAUGUCGCCAAAAGCUUCAGAUGAAACAGUGCAAGUGCAAAGUGGUCAAACUGAUGGCCAAGGCUCAAGCCCAGUCCCCAUGGCCUCAAAAAACCCACAAGUGCCUUCAGAUGGGGGUUUAAGGCUGAACAAAUCUAAAGCAGAUUUGUUGGUAAAUGAUAACCCAGAUACGGCGCCUCUGUCUCCAGAGCUUCAGGACUUCAAAUGCAACAUCUGUGGAUACGGUUACUAUGGGAACGACCCCACAGAUCUCAUCAAACACUUCCGCAAGUACCACCUAGGACUGCACAACCGCACCAGGCAGGAUGCUGAGCUCGACACUAAAAUUUUGGCUCUCCACAACAUGGUGCAAUUCAGCCACUCCAAAGACUUCCAGAAAGUCAACCGCACUGUGCUUUCAGGGGUGCUGCAGGACAUCAAUUCCCAGAGGCCUGUCUUAUUAAAUGGGACUUACGAUGUGCAGGUUACUUUAGGUGGAACCUUUAUUGGAAUUGGGCGGAAAACUCCAGAUUGCCAAGGCAACACCAAGUACUUCCGCUGCAAAUUCUGCAAUUUCACCUACAUGGGCAACUCCUCCACUGAACUAGAGCAACACUUCUUACAGACUCACCCAAACAAAAUGAAAGCAGCCCUUCCCUCCUCUGAUUCUGGUAAAACUUCAGAGAAAAACUCCAAUAAAUCCAGUCCUACACUUCGACCAUGUGAUUCUGGAGACUUGGGGAAGUGGCAAGACAGAAUCACUGUAAAAGCAGGAGAUGAUACACCAGUUGGAUAUUCGGUGCCCAUCAAGCCAAUAGAUUCCUCUAGACAAAAUGGUACCGAUACAACCAGUUACUACUGGUGUAAAUUUUGCAGUUUCAGCUGUGAAUCGUCCAGCUCAUUGAAACUAUUAGAACAUUACAGCAAACAGCAUGGGGGAAGCCAGGCAGGAAGCCUUCACUCAGAUCUGAAUGAUAAGCUUUCUAGGGGAUCUGUCAUUAACCAGAAUGACCUAGCCAAAAAUGCAGAUGGGGAGCUAGUGACAAAGACAGAAAAGGGUGCAAGUGUGGCCAAAAAGAAAGACUUGACUAGCAAAGGAGCAGAGGACAGCAUGGUGACAAGCUACAACUGUCAGUUCUGUGACUUUAGGUACUCAAAGAGCCAUGGCCCCGACGUAAUAGUGGUGGGCCCACUUCUCCGUCACUAUCAGCAGCUGCACAACAUUCAUAAAUGUACCAUUAAGCACUGUCAGUUCUGUCCCCGAGGCCUCUGCAGCCCAGAAAAGCACCUUGGAGAAAUUACUUACCCAUUUGCUUGCAGAAAAAGUAAUUGUUCCCACUGUGCUCUCUUGCUUUUGCACCUGUCUCCAGGGGUGACAGGAAGCUCUAGAGUCAAACACCAGUGCCAUCAGUGCUCAUUCUCCACUCCUGACGUGGACGUUCUCCUGCUCCACUAUGAGAAUGCACACGAAGCCCAAGCAUCUGAUGUCAAACCAGAAACAAACGCCCUGCCAGGGGCAGAGGGGCCGCUGACGCUCAAGGAGAACAAAGAACACUCAUGUACCAAAUGUGACUUUACCACCCAGGUGGAAGAAGAGAUUUCCCGACACUACAGGAGAGUACACAACUGCUACAAAUGCCGUCAGUGCAGCUUCACAGCUGUUGACACUCAGUCACUACUAGAGCACUUCAACACUGUGCACUGUCAGGAGAUGGACGUCACUACAGCCAAUGGGGAGGACAGUCAUGGCAUUUCAUCUAUCAAGGAGGAGCCAAAAAUUGACCUCAAGGUCUACAGUCUGAUUAAUCCAGACCCCAAAAUGGGGGAGCCUAUAUCUGACAGCAUAGUGAAGAGGGAAAAGAUAGAAGAUAAGGAAGUGCUCAAGGAGAAAGGUUGGACUGACGGUCCCAGUGAUGAUCUUCGCAAUGUGACCUGGAGAGGAACAGACAUUUUGAGGGGGAGCCCAUCAUACACACAGGCCAGUUUAGGCUUAUUGACCCCAGUGUCCGUCAGCCAAGAGCAGCCAAAACCUUUAAGGGAUAGUCCAAAUGUAGAAGCUGCCCAUCUUGCACGGCCCAUUUACGGCUUGGCGGUGGAGAGCAAGGGCUUCCUGCAGGGCGUGCCCGCCGGAGCAGCAGAGAAAGCCGGGCAGCUCACCCAGCCCUACCCUGGAUCCGGGGACAGCAAGGCAAAGGAUGAAUCCCAGUCCUUAUUACGGAGACGUAGAGGCUCGGGUGUUUUUUGUGCCAAUUGCCUGACCACAAAGACCUCUCUCUGGCGAAAGAAUGCAAAUGGUGGAUAUGUAUGCAAUGCGUGUGGCCUCUACCAGAAGCUUCACUCGACUCCCAGGCCUUUAAACAUCAUUAAGCAGAACAAUGGUGAGCAGAUCAUUAGGAGACGAACAAGAAAGCGCCUUAACCCGGAGGCACUUCAGGCUGAGCAGCUAAACAAACAGCAGCGGGGUAGCAGUGAGGAACAAGUCAAUGGAAGCCCAUUAGAGAGGAGGUCAGAUGAUCAUUUACCUGAAGGUCAUCAGAGAGAAAUUCCACUUCCCAGCCUCAGUAAAUAUGAGGCCCCAGGUUCAUUGACUAAAAGCCAUUCUGCUCAGCAGCCAAUAUUGGUCAGCCAAACUCUGGAUAUUCACAAAAGGAUGCAACCUUUGCACAUUCAGAUAAAAAGUCCUCAGGAAAGUACUGGAGACCCAGGAAACAGUUCAUCGAUAUCAGAAGGGAAAGGAAGCUCAGAGAGAGGCAGCCCAAUAGAAAAAUACAUGAGACCUGCGAAACACCCAAACUAUUCACCACCUGGAAGCCCUAUCGAAAAAUACCAGUACCCACUUUUUGGACUUCCGUUUGUACACAAUGACUUUCAGAGUGAAGCUGACUGGCUGAGAUUCUGGAGUAAAUAUAAGCUGUCUGUUCCUGGGAAUCCACACUACUUGAGUCAUGUGCCUGGCCUACCAAAUCCUUGCCAAAACUAUGUGCCUUAUCCCACCUUUAAUCUGCCUCCUCAUUUUUCAGCUGUUGGAUCAGACAAUGACAUUCCUCUAGAUUUGGCGAUAAAGCAUUCCAGACCUGGGCCAACUGCAAAUGGUGCCUCCAAGGAAAAGAGUAAGGCACCACCAAAUGUAAAAAAUGAAGGUCCCUUGAAUGUAGUAAAAACAGAGAAAGUUGAUAGAAGUACUCAAGAUGAACUUUCUACCAAGUGCGUGCACUGUGGCAUUGUCUUUCUGGAUGAAGUGAUGUAUGCUUUGCAUAUGAGUUGCCAUGGUGAGAGUGGACCUUUCCAGUGCAGCAUAUGUCAGCAUCUUUGCACGGACAAGUAUGACUUCACAACUCACAUCCAGAGGGGCCUACACAGGAACAAUGCACAAGCUGAAAAGAAUGGAAAACCUAAAGAGUAAACCUUAGCACUUAGCACAAUUAAACAGAAAUAGGUUUCCUUGAUGGGAAUUCAAUAGCUUGUAAUGUCUUGUGAAGACCUAUAAAGCACUUCAUAUAGAGAGCAUGCCUUAUCCAAUAUUAA
Molecule: messenger RNA, 4274 nt
Organism: Dryobates pubescens (Downy woodpecker)
Lineage: Eukaryota; Metazoa; Chordata; Aves; Piciformes; Picidae
Gene: TRPS1
Product: transcriptional repressor GATA binding 1
Exons: 7
Coding region: 268-4152 (1294 amino acids)
Biological process (GO): regulation of transcription by RNA polymerase II
Cellular component (GO): nucleus
Molecular function (GO): RNA polymerase II transcription regulatory region sequence-specific DNA binding; zinc ion binding; DNA-binding transcription factor activity
Source: RefSeq, a predicted model, not a curated record